AUGCAGCUUUGCAGGCUCCGGACUCACCAGUGGUGCUUCAUUCUCUUCAAUGUCUUCCUUUUCCACAUGCUGCUUUUCGGGGCAGAUUUACUGGAGGAAUAUUUCCUGCACUCAUUGCCUUUUCCUUACACCGACGCAAAGGCUCUGGAGAUCAGGGAGAGGGCCAGGAAGCUGGACAUGGAUCCUCUAAAGGCCAAUCUCUCUUACCCUGUCAGCACUGCAGCAACAUGCUCUGACAGAGAGAUAUUUUUGCUCAUUCUGGUCUGCAGCAGCCCAGAAAACAGGACGAGGCGCAACGUGAUCAGACAGACAUGGGGCAACGUGACAGACACGGAAGGGUAUGCUGUGCUGACUCUGUUUGCUGUAGGAAAAGCAGCUGCAGUGACCACCCAGCUGGAGCUCAAUGAAGAGGCUCAGCAGCACCGAGACAUCCUCGAAGGCAGUUUCAUCGAUUCCCCCGAGACGCAGACACAGAAGCUGAUGAUGGCUGUGGAGUGGACAGUGACUUUCUGUCCCCACGCGAGGUACAUCCUUAAAGCAGACGAGGACGUGUUUGUCGGUGUGCCCAGCCUGGCUGGCUACUUGCUGAGCUUAACACAGCUAGAGGACACCUACCUCGGGAGGGUCAUUCAUCACAGAGUGCCUGACAGAGACCCCAAGAGCUCUGGCUUUGUUCCCACCCAGCAGUAUCCAGAGGAGUUCUACCCAGACUACUGCGAUGGCAGAGCGUUCGUCAUGUCCCAGGACGUGGCUCGCAAGGUGUACGUGGCAGCCAGGGAGGUGCCAGUGGUGGUGCCCCCUGACAUCUUUGUGGGGCUGUGUGCUAAGAAAGCUGGCAUCACCCCCACCCACAGCUCUCGCUUUGCUGGGGAAAAGCACAUCAGCUACAACCGCUGCUGCUACAAAUUCAUUUUCACCUCUUCCAACAUGCAGGAGGAUGAGCUGUUUCAGGACUGGGAGGAAACGAGUGAUGGGGAGGAUUGUUCCUUGCUGGAGACUUACUACAGCCUGGUGUCCUGCAAGGUUCUGACCUACAUUGAUAAGUUCAAACAGUUUAACUUGGAUAGAAUCAAGAACGAGGUGCUUCAUUUUGUCAAUUAG
Messenger RNA from Acanthisitta chloris (rifleman), 1101 nucleotides. Its product is annotated as putative UDP-GlcNAc:betaGal beta-1,3-N-acetylglucosaminyltransferase LOC402377. The record is from RefSeq and is a predicted model, not a curated record. Gene Ontology annotation, cellular component: membrane. The coding region runs from base 1 to 1101 and encodes 366 amino acids. NCBI's taxonomy places the organism in Eukaryota, Metazoa, Chordata, Aves, Passeriformes, Acanthisittidae. The transcript is spliced from 2 exons. Gene Ontology annotation, molecular function: hexosyltransferase activity.